AUGAAGUUUACCGCCGCUGCUGCGCUUCUGGCAACCCUUGCCGCCGCCUCUCCUACCAACAUUCGCAAUGCCAUCGCCAGCCGUGCUGCCACCGAUGCCUGCUCCAUUGGAUACUGCACUCAAAACGGCGGUACUACUGGUGGUGCAGCCGGUGAGACCGUCACCGUCAAGGAUCUCGCCAGCUUAACGAAGUACGCCGAGAGCAAGGACCCUUACACCAUCAUUGUCUCCGGCGCUAUCUCUGGUGCCGCCAAGAUCCGUGUUGGCUCUGACAAGACCAUCUACGGUGAAUCUGGCAGCUCUAUCGAGGGUGUCGGUCUCUACGUUAAGGGUGUUAACAACGUCAUCCUCCGUAACCUGAAGUUGACGAAGGUCCUCGCUGAGAACGGUGACGCUAUUGGUAUCCAAGCCGCCAAGAACGUUUGGGUCGACCACUGCGACCUGUCCUCAGACCUUGACCACGACAAGGACUACUACGACGGUCUCCUGGAUGUCACUCACGCUGCUGAGUGGGUAACCAUCUCUAACACCCACCUGCACGACCACUUCAAGGCCUCCCUGGUCGGCCACUCCGACAGCAACGCGGAUGAGGACACCGGCACCCUGCACGUUACCUACGCCAACAACUACUUCUCCAACAUCAACAGCCGUCAGCCCUCUGUCCGCUUCGGAAACGUCCACAUCAUCAACCAGCUCUGGGAGGGUGCCAAGGGCACCGGUGUCAACACCCGCAUGGGCGCCCAGGUCUUCAUCCAGAGCUCUGCCUUCGUCAACUGCGCCACCAAGGCCGUGGAGUCUGCCGACUCUGACACCACCGGCUACGCUGUCCUUGACGAUGUCGACCUCGGCAGUUCUGAGAACUCGGCCCCCAAGGGUACCCUGUCCGCCAGCUCGUUCCCUUACGACACCAUUAAGGCUCUCGGCUCUGGCUCCAUUGCCAGCACCAUCCCCAAGACCGCUGGUCAGACUCUCUAA
Messenger RNA from Neoarthrinium moseri, 975 nucleotides. RefSeq lists its product as uncharacterized. Gene Ontology annotation, molecular function: pectate lyase activity. The record is from RefSeq and is a predicted model, not a curated record. The transcript has 2 exons. Bases 1 to 975 code for a protein of 324 amino acids. Lineage: Eukaryota; Fungi; Ascomycota; Sordariomycetes; Amphisphaeriales; Apiosporaceae.